Messenger RNA from Argiope bruennichi, 1434 nucleotides. RefSeq names its product zinc finger protein 679-like. The transcript has a single exon. The record is from RefSeq and is a predicted model, not a curated record. Lineage: Eukaryota; Metazoa; Arthropoda; Arachnida; Araneae; Araneidae. Bases 1 to 1434 code for a protein of 477 amino acids. Gene Ontology annotation, biological process: regulation of transcription by RNA polymerase II. Gene Ontology annotation, molecular function: RNA polymerase II cis-regulatory region sequence-specific DNA binding; DNA-binding transcription factor activity, RNA polymerase II-specific.
AUGGCUCGAUACUUGUGUCAAAUUUGUCACAAAGUUCUGACUUACGGUGAGAAUAAUCCUUGCUUAUUUUAUAAGAAUGAUGACAACGUGUAUUCAUUGCCAACGACAGGAAAUUCAGAUGAAAAUAAUGAAGAAACGAAAGACAAAUGUACGGAAAAUUCGAAUGAGAAUUCUCUGUAUUUAAAUCAAUCUUUCCGACAAAAUGAAAAUAAAGAAUCUGGGCUCAUCGAUUUAUCGCUGUAUCAACAUAAUGAAGAAUUUAAGCCUCUUCCUACAAAAGUAAACAAGUACAGGAUUUCUGCAGAGUGCUCCGACAAUUCAGAACUAAAUGAUCUUUGCGAUAUUUCUUGUUUUAAUCCCACAGAUGCUCAGGCGACGGAAGUGCAAGUCAAAGAAAACGCAACUUUUACAGUUUCUUUAGAAAACUUUGAAUCUGCUGAUAGACCGGAAAUCGAAAAUCGUGAAGCUUAUGAAAAAACGACAGUUCAAGUCGGAUCAAGUGGUGUUGAGAUACAAAAUCAAAGUGCAUCAGACCUGAUCUGUGCAACAACUGAUGAAGAAUAUAAAACGUGUCUUGAAAGUAGCAAAUGGCAAACUUUGAAUGACGAUAAAAAUAAUUUUAUUGAUUCUCUAGAAUGUGUCGUCAAAAUAGCUCAUUCGGAUAGUAAAAAUAUUUCUGGAAAUGAGAAUCUGAUUUUGAAGAGUCUAUCAGAGUGUGUAAAUCAUAAAAAUAUUUCACCUGAGGUGCACUCUCAAGGUCACAAUAAUAAGAAGAAAAGGACUACCGACUUGAAGGUACCUAUCUCUACCAAGGGGGAUGACAGUGCUGUGGCUGGUCCUUCUGGAAUCUUCUCUGGUAAGAAGAAAUUUCCAAAGAACAUCAGUAAGAAAGAUACUCCUAAAACGAAUGAUCGAACACACACUAGCUAUAAGCGCUUUGUUUGCGAUAUAUGCAAGAAACAGUUCUCUGAAAAAUCAAAAAUCAACCGACAUUUCAUAACCCACUCGGGCGAAAUGCCUUAUGUAUGUAAUAUAUGCGGAAAAAAAUUUAAUCACAAAGUAAGUCGCGACAGACAUUAUCAAAACCACACCGGUGACAGACCUUUCGUGUGCUACGUCUGCAAUAAAGGUUUUGCUCAAAAGGGUACUCUUAAGAAUCAUGUUAGGACUCACACAGGCGAAAAGCCUUUUGUAUGUGAUGUUUGUAAUGAAGCUUUCGCUCAAAAAGGUACUCUUAAAACACAUGCUCGUACCCACACUGGAGAAAAGCCUUUUGUAUGUGAUGUUUGCAAUGAAACUUUCCCUCGAAAGGGUACUCUUAAAACACAUGCUCAUACCCACACUGGAGAAAAGCCUUACAAGUGUCCAUUUUGUGGAAAAGCUUUCACGACCAGCAGAUAUUGUAAUAGGCAUCAGAGGAGCGCGCAUAAGUGA